AUGGCAUCAUCGUCGUCGUUGUCUACACAAUCCACCCCAUCUUCUUCAUUGUUAUCGAUAUCAGCUAAACCUAUUAUUACAAAAACAAUAUCGAACAAAGGACGAGAUAUGUUAGUUAUCGAUGGAUUCGAAUUUCAAUUGAAAAAUUCUGCCAAAACUAUACAGAUUUGGCGUUGUGCUAACAGAGAUUGUGGUGUUAUUUUGCAUACAAAUAUUCAUAAUGAAUUUUUACGUUAUUCUGGAAAAAGUACGGAACAUUGUCAUUUACCAAAUACAGCCCGAGUAGAAGUUCGCAAUGUUAAACAGUUAAUGCGAGAGCGUGCCAAAAAUGAUUUAGCACCAUUACAACAAAUCGUUGAGCAAGAAGUGAGAAAAGCAUUGUUAACAGCAGAAGCUCUUGCAUUAUUGCCCAGUCAUACAUUACUGCAAUUUCGUCGUAAAAUGACUCCUAUUCUUCCAGAUUCAUCGUCAUUUGUUAUUCCACUUCAAUAUACAAGAGAUUAUCAUAACAAUCAGAGAUUAUUACUUCAUGAUAGUGAUGAUCCUCUAUUUCGAAAUAGUCAAGCUGUACAACCACGUGGAAGAGUAUUAGUUUGGUCGUCGGAUACUCAACUCGAGCUGUUGUUCGAUAGCGAUCGCGUAUUUAUGGAUGGCACAUUUAGUACAUGCCCACCUCACUUCGACCAAGUGUAUAUCAUACAUGGAAUUGUACAUGACACAUGUUUACCGGUGGUCUAUGCUCUACUUCCGGAUCGUUUUGCAAGUACAUAUGUGUAUUUAAUCAAUGUCUUGUUUGCUGAAGCAGCUCGAUUAAACAAAAAAUUUGAACCGUCGCUGAUAAUGAGCGACUUUGAACCUGCUCUUGCAAAAGCAGUUACGCUUGAGGUACUAUUUUUUAUCACACCAACCCUCGCUUUUAAUUGA
This is a messenger RNA of Didymodactylos carnosus, 924 nucleotides long. NCBI's taxonomy places the organism in Eukaryota, Metazoa, Rotifera, Eurotatoria, Philodinida, Philodinidae. The record is from the annotation of a GenBank genome assembly.